AUGUAUUGGUUGCUCGCCGUGCCCGCUGGGGCAGUUGCUCUAUACGGAUGCGGUAAGGUCAGUGGAAACGAGGCGCGGCCGGCAAGUCCGGCAAGUCUUCGAGGUCGGGAGGGUCGAAGUCUGGGAGGUCGAAAAGGCAUAAGGGGAAAUCGUCUCGAUCAAGUCGUAGCAAGUCUCGUCGUAGCAAGGGAAGCAGGAGCAGGAAGAGCAGGAGAGGAAGAUCGAAGUCGUCGAAGAGUGGCAGAUCUAGGAAAUCCAGGAGGUCUAAAUCUAAAAGGUCGAAGUCUCGUCGCGGUAGUAGGAGGAAGAGUAGAAGGAGCAACUAAACCGUCUGAGCUUCGUGUGGAGCCUUGCGAGUUGAGCUAUAAGGCAAUCGGAGGACUGAAGGGAGUGAAAUGUUCGGACAAUAUGUUGUAUCGCGUGAACCCUGUGUUUGGAGUGGUUGAGCCGGGCAAGUCGUCGAGGAUCGACAUCCUCCGACAAAACGGUGGUGCCAAGAUUGAUAAGAUUGUUCUCGUCACUACUAAGGCCGAGGAUGGCGAGACACCAUCACGUGAAGUGUUCAACCAAGGAAGAAGCACGGAAAUGAUGGUGCUGCCACUGCUGGUGCAGGAAUAA
This is a messenger RNA of Ostertagia ostertagi, 618 nucleotides long. The record is from the annotation of a GenBank genome assembly. NCBI's taxonomy places the organism in Eukaryota, Metazoa, Nematoda, Chromadorea, Rhabditida, Trichostrongylidae.